AUGAGUGGGAAAGACCAAUUUCCUAAAACAGAAACUUUGAUGAACAAGGGGUGUCCAUCUUAUAUUUAUGGCAUCCCAACUGCUUCCAAAUGUCUCAAUGAUCCAAUCAUUUGUGGUACUUCAACUGGGUCCAAUCUGUUGAAAAACAUCCCUGGAAUUUUCAGACAGGUUGUUUUGAAUGAUCAUCAUUCGAGCUUGUUGUGUUCAGGGUUCAGUUCUGUUCCCCCACUUGCUGGUCUUGUUUCUGAUAUGCCAGUGAACUCCCUGGAGUCUUUUCCGAAACUGAACCGAGCUCUAGUUUCCGAACCACCUUCUCCAUCGAAAUUCCCUGAAUUAACUUUGUUUUCGCAGGAACCUGCCGUGUUAGAUCCGACCACACGAACCGUUGGCGAAAAGGGUGAGCGUGGAUCGAUCUUGUCUGACAACCAUUCAUUUGAAAUGCCUCAGCUUGGUCGGAUUCAGUCUCAAACUGGCAAUGAAUGGCUUGGAAUGAACCAGAGGUUGACAAGAUUUGAAUCCAGAGGUUAUAGUGAUUAUUGGCUUAGCACUACCAAGACUCAACCUAUGAAGAACACUGGACGCAGAUUGCAAAAUGGGGACCAAAAGGGUUCGUUGUCAUCGGCUUCCUCAUCAUCUGGAAAGCUAUUCAGAGGGGUAAGGCAAAGACAUUGGGGGAAAUGGGUUGCCGAGAUACGGCUUCCGAGGAAUAGGACAAGAGUUUGGCUAGGGACUUUCGACACUGCAGAAGAAGCGGCUAUGGCAUACGAUACAGCGGCAUACAUGUUACGUGGAGAAUAUGCACAUUUGAAUUUUCCGGAUCUUAAGCAUCAACUCAAGGCCAAUUCUUUGAAUGGGAACACUGCUGCACUUCUUGAAGCCAAGUUGCAAGCAGUUUCACAGGGCAUUGCUGGUAACAAGAAGUCGAGCAACCCGCCGUUGGUGCAGGCAAAAGAUGAAAAUUUAAACCAGAACACAACAAAAAGAGAGUGGCAAUUUGAGGAGAAGAACAAGGAAGAAUCUGAAAUGAAUGAGAAUAAGAAGAAAACUCAGGAGUGUGCAUCAUCAGAUGUGGAUGCUGUACAGUUAAGUAGAAUGCCUUCUUUGGACAUGGACAUGAUCUGGGAUGCUCUUUUAGUUUCAAAUUCCUGA
This is a messenger RNA of Hibiscus syriacus, 1149 nucleotides long. Its product is annotated as ethylene-responsive transcription factor ERF062-like. Gene Ontology annotation, biological process: regulation of DNA-templated transcription. Gene Ontology annotation, molecular function: DNA-binding transcription factor activity; DNA binding. NCBI's taxonomy places the organism in Eukaryota, Viridiplantae, Streptophyta, Magnoliopsida, Malvales, Malvaceae. The coding region runs from base 1 to 1149 and encodes 382 amino acids. The record is from RefSeq and is a predicted model, not a curated record. The transcript has a single exon.